Tyto alba (common barn owl) is the source of this 2596-nucleotide messenger RNA. RefSeq names its product transglutaminase 4 (gene TGM4). Gene Ontology annotation, molecular function: protein-glutamine gamma-glutamyltransferase activity. Gene Ontology annotation, biological process: peptide cross-linking. Lineage: Eukaryota; Metazoa; Chordata; Aves; Strigiformes; Tytonidae. The record is from RefSeq and is a predicted model, not a curated record. The coding region runs from base 277 to 2403 and encodes 708 amino acids. The transcript has 15 exons.
GUUUAGGGAGAUCCUACAUUUGGAUGCGCCAGCCCUGCAGUCUGGAUCUUACCCUGGGCUGCAGCCGUGAAGGGAGGCGUCAGGACACUGAGGCUGCUCCCACUGCUGAGCUGCUCUUCGCUUUGAGUGGACCUGCUGACACCUCAGAGCGAGGCACUGAUAAAAAGGGCAGCCUGCCUUCCUUCUCCACACUCAGAAGCCAGUGGCAGAGGCUACUCAGGAGCUUGGAAGCUGCUGGCAUCACAGGCACCUCAGAGCGAAACAUCGACAAGAACCAUGAGCAAUAACACUGGGAGCGAUCUGAAGGUCACUGGGAUCGACUUUCUCAAGAAGCAGAACUCCGUCCUGCACCACACGGACGAGUACAGCAUCGGGAGCCCGGUGCUGCGGCGCGGGCAGGCCUUUCAGCUGCAGCUCAGCUUCAGCAGGGAGCUGAAGGCUGACGACAAGCUCUCGCUGCGUUUCGGCUUCGGAGAAAAGCCAAUGAAAACCAGGGGCACCCUGAUGUCGCUGAGCGUGAAGCGGGAGCAGGAUCUCAACGGGUGGCAAAUCUCCAUCGUCAAGAAGAGCGGCAAAGAGUGCCUGCUGUCUGUCACCAGCUCGCCCAGGGCCCCGGUGGGAAAAUACAUCCUGAACGUGAAGACUGGGGCUAACAUUUACAAACCCCCAAACGGUUCCAUGUACCUUCUGUUCAAUCCUUGGUGCAAAGAUGACAUCGUCUUCCUGGCCAGCGAGGCGGAGAGAAAGGAGUAUGUGCUCAAUGAUACAGGCUACAUCUACGUUGGGUCCGCAUACCGCAUAUAUGAAAAACCCUGGAAUUUCGGGCAGUUUGAGGAAUUCGUCUUGGACGCCUGCAUGUAUCUGCUGGACAAAAGCAAACUCAAGCUGAGCACCAGAAGCGAUCCUGUGUCUGUGUCCCGAGCCAUGUCUGCUUUGGUUAAUGCUAAUGAUGACAGUGGUGUCGUGAUGGGGAACUGGUCAGGGAUUUACAACAACGGGACCUCCCCUUUGGAUUGGAUCGGGAGCGUCUCAAUUUUGCAGCAGUAUUACAAAACGAAGAAGCCGGUCUGUUAUGGUCAAUGUUGGGUCUUUGCAGGAGUCCUCACUACAGUCAUGCGCUGCUUGGGGAUCCCAUCCCGCUGCGUGAGUAACUUCAACUCGGCACACGAUACAGAGGGGAACCUGACAGUUGACACUUACCUGGACGAAUUCGGAAGAAUAAAGGAAGGGUUGUCCUUCGACUCUGUCUGGAACUUCCAUGUGUGGAAUGAUGUCUGGAUGAAGCGGACAGACCUGCCGGCAGGGUUUGAUGGCUGGCAGGCAAUCGAUUCAACCCCCCAGGAGCGAAGUCAAGGUGCUUUCCAGUGUGGUCCAUGCCCACUGAAGGCUGUUCGAGAAGGGGAGGUGUAUUUGCCCUUUGAUGGCAAGUUUGUGUAUGCAGAAGUGAAUGCUGACAAAGUCUACUGGAUGGUCAAGAACGUGAACGGCAAGGAUAAGUACAUCAAGCUGACUGCAGACACCCAAGACAUCGGCAUAAACAUUAGCACAAAAGCCGUUGGGCAGGACAAGCGGGAAGACAUCACCGCCCAGUACAAAUUUCCCGAAGGCUCCAAAGAGGAAAGGAAGUCCAUGGAGAGAGCUACUUCCUUCAUACACCCUUCAGAACCGACAGUUCAUCUACGCGCCGCCUCGACGGUGCCCAUGCGUAACACGGCCGCCCAGCCUGCAGACCUGCCUGAGGCAGUCUCCAAGACUGGGGUCCAGCUUGAGAUAACCAAUAAAGAACCUUUGUACCCUGGCAAUCCUCUUGAACUGGCCAUCACAGUGAAGACCUCUAGUUCUGGGAGCUGGACCAUCAAUCUUGCCGGCUCCUGCCAGCUGCAGUCCUAUACCGGGAAAAUUGAGGCCAACCUCGGAUAUAUCAACGAGACCGUCAAGCUUGAAGGCAAAUCUGAGAUGCAGGUCCCUCUGAAAAUCGCUGCUGACGCGUACAUGAAGACUCUGGCCUCAGUGGAAGACGAGGUGCUUAUCCGCAUCACCGCCAUUGCCGACGUCCAGGGGGUGGGUGAAAAACUCACCAAGGACAUGACGAUGAGAUUCGAGUACCCUCCCAUCACCAUCCAGAUGCCAGAAACAGCCAAACUGAACAAGGAAUUCGCCUGUGCCUUCAUCUUCAAGAACAAGCUGAAUGUGCCCAUGGACAACUGCAAGCUGCUGGUGGAAGGCUUGGGCAUAUUUAAGAUGUCAACAUUUGAUGAGGGGGAUGUAAAGCCUGGUAAGAUCAUUAAGUCUGAAAUAAUAUGCACUCCGACAAGACUAGGAGAGAAGAAAAUAGUAGCCAAGCUGACCUCGACCCAGAUCAAAGCGAUCUCUGCAGUGAAGGCCAUCACCAUCACCGAGUAGGACCUGCGCCUUGGCGGGCUGUAAACGGCGGCCUCGCCGAAUGCGCAGCACCGCUGUGUGUCUCAGGCACUUCUUGCCUCCUUAUUUGCUAAAUAGUACUCUAGAAGUAAAGCGCAAAAAUCCCAUUAAGCUAAGGGAAUGAAACUGACUUAAAAGGGCACGGUUGCAUUGAUUGCAGUUAAUUGUGAUUCAA